Paramacrobiotus metropolitanus is the source of this 1118-nucleotide messenger RNA. RefSeq lists its product as uncharacterized. Lineage: Eukaryota; Metazoa; Tardigrada; Eutardigrada; Parachela; Macrobiotidae. The record is from RefSeq and is a predicted model, not a curated record. Bases 156 to 1118 code for a protein of 320 amino acids. The transcript has 4 exons.
UACGCCCCUUUCUGGAUCCAAACAGCACUGCAGAUACUUACUGCUGCUGCUAUCAUUCUGGGUAGUGACGCAAUAUUUGCGUAGCAGUUGCUAUUGCUGUUUAUUUUCUUGGCUGAAACAAAUAAUUUAUAAAAUAAUGUGAUUUGAACUUUUGCAUGACAAUGGAAGAGAGGAUUAUAUUUUGCAAAACUGCUUUGAGUUCUUUGUGUGAAACAGCUCGAACGUGUUCGUCCGGUUUGUAUGUUCAAGCUGCAGCAAUAUGGGAGGAACUGGGUUCUCGGGGUUUCACGCUUGAUUCCUUGAACUAUCUGGAUGAACUGAAUCCAGGACAGACCGCAACUGAAGAAACAAAGCAACUCAGAGCUCUUGUUCCUAUAAUCUUUGACACGUCUCGCGCACUCCAGACCACGGGUGAUGGAAACUGCUUUUUCAACGCUUUGGCGAUACUUGGGAACGGUACAGAAGCUCUAGCAGUUGAGUACCGGCUUAGAACAGCUCUCUGCUUGAUUUUGGAAAGAGAAGCUUUAAUUAUUCACCCAAAUGAUCAAAAAGAUUCUUGUUGUCGCUUCGAGAAACACCAGAAGACAUUAGUAGCAUCUCUUGCACAGUUUUGUGCAGAGCGGCAUAUGUCAAAUUUGCACCUGAAGUAUGUGGAUAAAGAAUCUCUAGAACCAGUAACGCGCAGAAACAAUAUUUCUGAAGAUUGUAUUUGGAUCCUGCCAUCGGAAAUGUACGUACCGUGGCUUGAUGAGCAUGCUGUGAAAAUUACCCAGGAUUGUAGCUGGACCUGCUAUAUGUGGAUAAUUGCUGCUGCGGUUGCGCACGACAAUAAUAUUAUCAUCAUACGCCCGCAGGGCUAUCAUUCGGUGUGGGUCCGCUGUAGAACCGAUAAAGCAAAAAAGCCGUGGUGUUUGUUUUGGGAAAACAACCAUUUUUCUGCCGUGCGACUCGACCUUUUCGCUAACGGCAUUCUUUUGGAAUACCUUGAUUCUUUGGAAGCAAAAGAUAAAUCCCAACUGACUGAAGUUGAAGUGUGGUGCAUCUGCGAUUUUCCAAAUAUGGCUCUGGUUAUGCUGGUGACGUCGCAGCAGAAGAAGAACGAGUCUUUGGAAUUGUGA